GUAUUGUAAGUUGGUUUGUAGUUGACGGAGCUUGUAGGUUUGGAUCGACCCACGCCGGGCGCAGUCACCUACAGUGUACGUCCCUCGUUGCAGCUGAUCACAACUCCUCGAUCGUUCUCGACUCAUCAGACUCUUCCGCUCAUCACUCACGACUGAAGAUUCGAUCGACUCGCGAAAAGCUAUCAACGCAAGUCCACCUCUCGGCGAGCUUGUUCAGGCUGCUGAUUCGAAAGCAAUCAAUCACCCAGACUGGUGACUACUUUGAGGCUGAGCGCGACAUUGCGCGCACGCGUUUCUCUCGCACUCAAAUCAGGUGUCAGCGCAGCCGCGCCGCUAUACGCCAAUAACGCCUUCAUCAAGCAUAUAGCAGAGCGUGGUAAAUUCUGCUUGCAACGACACCGCCGGCCACUCGCUUGGAGCCCUUGCCGCCUCGGCCUUCUGUACUCGUCGAUCUCGCCCCCUCCUCUGCCCUCUUUGCGGCCCGUCCCUUUGCCCACCAUGGCUCCAAAUGACCCCGACGACCUCUACUCCGACUUGUAUGGCGAGGAGGGCGACAUUGGCGCCAACGUCGUGGAUGAGCAAAAUCAUACAAACAACGACGAUAUUUACGGUACCUCGUCUACCGCCAACAAGUUUGGGCCCGAUUCAUCCGCUACCGCUCACGCACAAUCCACCGCCUCUCGUUCCUUCAUUCCGCCCCCUCCAUCGGGCAAGGGGGCAGGAUCCUUCAUCCCACCAGAUCCCAAAAAGGAACCUUUGCGAGAAUCUGCGACUCCUGUGCCAGUGCCUGUACAAGCUGCUAUUUACAACGACGACGCCCGCGUUCAGUCCACUCAGUCUGCUGUGCAACCUGUAUCUCAACCAGACUCUACUACAAACACCUCAGGGACUAUACAUCGAGUAAUGCCGCACGAGAUGCCAGAUGACGGGAAGAUGUUUGUUGGAGGGCUUAGUUGGGACACCAACGAUGAGGCUCUUGCGAAGCACUUCAGCCAGUACGGCAAGGUCACCCACUGCACUAUCAUGCGUGAACCGGGCUCUGGGAGAUCGCGAGGGUUUGCCUUCCUCCGCUUCGCCGACCCUUCGACAGUCAAUGUCGUCAUGGUGAAGGAGCACUUCCUGGACGGGAAACUUAUCGACCCCAAACGCGCAGUUCCUCGAGGAGACAGCCAAAAGACGCUACGCUGCUUUGUUGGUAGCAUCCCUCAGACAGCCACAUCCGAAUCCUUUAGACGCACCUUUGAACCCUUUGGGGAGGUUACGGAGAGCAACCUGAUGAUGGACAACCAGACAGGCAGGCCUCGAGGAUAUGGGUUUGUCUCCUUCACCACUGAGGAGAGCGCCGAAAGGCUGCUCGCCUCGCAGCCACUCUAUCUGGAUGGCAAACAGAUCGAAGUCAAGAAAGCACAACCAAGGGCCGAUCGCAAUGCAGACAAUGGUCGAAGAACCAACGUUCGCGAUGUGCAGUCACAGCGCGACGCAGGCUCGUCUACAGGCGGUGAUACCUCCUCGAGCCUGCCAACGGGCAUAGGCAUGGGAAUGACCAAUGGCGGAGCCUUCGACCCUCAAGCUAUGGCGCAGUUCUUCCAACAGACCGGGUGGGGCAACAACUUCAAUCCGAUGAUGUUCCAGCAGAUGAUGAUGGGCGGGGCCAUGGGGGGCAUGCCAGGCAUGAUGGGUGGUAUGGGCAUGCCUGGUAUGAUGGGUAUGCCGGGCAUGCAGGGUAUGCCGAACAUGGGUGGCAUGGGCAUGCAAGGGGGUUAUCAAGGACAGAUGGGUCAGAAUGGGAUGGGAGGUGGCGGAGGUGGAGGUGACAAUUACGGCCACUCUUCAAGCUGGGGACAAGCAGGGACAGGCGGUGGGAACGCAAAUGGCCGAUCAACUCACCGCGGCUCGCCAAUGGAUCGAGCGACCGGUUCAGGAAGUCGCGAUGGAGAUCGUUAUCACUCGUCUAGCGCUGGGCACGACCAGAGCAGAGGAGGCAGAAGCCCCGUGCCGCCGCAAACCCAUGCGCUGCCUCGUAGACCGGAAGCCAGCCUACCACCCAGACCCAACAUGUCAGCGCGCGGCAUUUCUUCUUCGGAAAGGCACUCAGCUCAGCCCGGCGAAGGAGAGCAGUCGAACCAACAGCAGCAACACGGAAGACGAUCUAGGUCGCCACAAGCUCGAGAGGACUCGUCCAGGACGCGAGAAAGGUCCCCUAGACGUGGAGGCGACUACGGUCAGAGGCAAGGGAGAUGGUGAGAAAAUUCAUGUAAGAAUCUGGGACCAUGUGUCGCACACCAGAAUGACGGUGCUCGAAAUGAUGCGCACGCAAUAUUAUCGUCAAUGUACGAGAGAGUUCAUUCGUUGUUAGUCGCACACCA
Ceraceosorus guamensis is the source of this 2366-nucleotide messenger RNA. Its product is annotated as RNA-binding domain-containing protein. The transcript has 5 exons. NCBI's taxonomy places the organism in Eukaryota, Fungi, Basidiomycota, Exobasidiomycetes, Ceraceosorales, Ceraceosoraceae. The record is from RefSeq and is a predicted model, not a curated record. Gene Ontology annotation, molecular function: RNA binding. Bases 499 to 2244 code for a protein of 581 amino acids.